Molecule: messenger RNA, 588 nt
Organism: Phytophthora sojae
Lineage: Eukaryota; Oomycota; Peronosporomycetes; Peronosporales; Peronosporaceae
Exons: 4
Coding region: 1-588 (195 amino acids)
Source: RefSeq, a predicted model, not a curated record
AUGCAUGCUGGCGGGGGCAUCCCAUCCGCGGCGGCAUCCGCGUUCUGGUGGAGCUCGGCGCGCGAGCAUGCCGGCCAGCUGGUCGCGCAAGCUGUGGCCAAGGCCGGAACAAGGCCGAUUGCGCCCGUGAUUGCGCGGACCUACAUGUCCACGCGGACAGCUCGCAGCUUUGUGGGGCUCGGGGGCUCCGCUCACGUGGACCGGGCAGUCAGCGUUUGCGCUGUGGCGGGCGGGGCUGCGUGCUCGGAGCUCCACCGUGGAGCCUCCACGAGCUUUUUCGCCACGCGUGUCGUUCCGACGCUGCGUGGGGCCCAGGAUGUUACGCGGUGGCUUCUCCUGUCCUCGUCCCUCCUGCUUGGACUCACGCUCUUGUUAUCGCUGCUAGCGACACCUCCGUUGCGCCAACGGCUGCAACCGGAGCCGAUUCCUAACACAGGAGACACGCCGCGCACUGCCCGCAGUGUACCGCUUGCCUCGGUGUCGGUGACCCAUGACGAGCGAGCGCGCGCCCGGCACGAAGCGGGCGAGCCGAUACUGGAUGCAUAUUGCACGCGACUGCGGCACGAGUCUCCACCAGCAAGCGGUUAG